Messenger RNA from Rangifer tarandus platyrhynchus (Svalbard reindeer), 294 nucleotides. The record is from the annotation of a GenBank genome assembly. NCBI's taxonomy places the organism in Eukaryota, Metazoa, Chordata, Mammalia, Artiodactyla, Cervidae.
AUGUCUAUGAGGCCGAAUUCAGCAUCCAGAUCAAGUGAACAUCAUGGUUCCCAAGUGGGCUACCUGAUUUGCUCAUUGCUGGAGCUGAUUGACAGCUCGUGCGGCUGGGGGUUCUCAGGUGGAGCUAAUAUAGACAAACGGAAGAAAAGUGGCCUGGGGCCAAGCGAGCACAUCGUGAUGAUCGUGCGCAGUGCUGUAAAUGAUCUCCGCUGUUACAGAAUCAUUAUUUACAAAAUGUGGGGCGACGAGAAAGGCCGUGGGAUGAAAGAGCCUGACUACCGCCAUCUUGGCUAA